Lactuca saligna is the source of this 774-nucleotide messenger RNA. The record is from the annotation of a GenBank genome assembly. Lineage: Eukaryota; Viridiplantae; Streptophyta; Magnoliopsida; Asterales; Asteraceae.
AUGGAAGAAGGUAAGAAGGAGGUGCAGAGUAUUCUCGUUAAUGGCUUCUCUCCGGUGACUUCUACGCCUGUUUUCUGGAAAUCUCGCAAGAGACCAGCUAGUAUGAAGAAUUUGUACAAGGACAAUAUUAAAGACUCAACUGAAGAUAAAGAUAAAACAAACGAUGACAAUAACAACAACGAUGAUUCCAUUGAUGAAAAAAUGGAAGAAACAAGUAUACUUUCAGAGAAACGUAAGGCUCUGUUUGAACCUCUUGAACCAAUAAUGGAUUUGAAUGGUAGAAGACCUUCAGCCGAAUCUUUACUUCCCCCACCCGACUUUGACUCUGCCAGUUACCCUCGCGGAUGGCUCAUUGGGAAGAAACGAAAGCUUGUAAACGUUGACGUUGUUGAAAGCAUGCGCAGGAUUGCCGUACAAGAAAUGAACAGAAAGGAUAGAGAGAUUGAUGGGCUAAAUGAGCAGUUAGAAGAGGAUUCGCGUGUGCUUGAACAUCUUCAGUUGCAGUUACUAGAUGAACGAAGCAAGCGUAGUGAUGUUGAGAGACAGAAUGCAAUGUUGCAAAAUCAGGUUGAUAUGCUUAUGAAUAUGCUUCAAGAAAAUGAGAACUUGGAAGAUGAUGAAAUCCCACAAGAUCCUUAGCUUAUGUUACUUUUUUUUUGUUAUGAUGGUAUUAUUUCAUUUGGCAUUGUUUGCGAGUCUAAUAUAAUAUAUACAAAUUACAAGCAUACGUGUCGUGAUCAAGUGAUAUAAGUAUGAGAUCAUCCAGAAUAACUG